CUCUUUUUUAUUUCACAACUUUCUAAACAACCUAUCGAAAACAGAAAGGAGGAAAGGAAAAAUACCCUUCAAAAUUUGGCCACCAUGGGGAGGAGCAGUUGGAGCAGAGGAAUCGGAAACGUUAGAUCAUUCAUCGGAAAUUCGAUUGGGGGUCUUCGAGGCGGUCCCAAUAUAGCUUCUUGGAUCGUCGCCGGCACUCUCGCUUAUUUCCUUUGGGUGAAACCCUCUCAAGAUCUCAAAAGUCAACAAGAGGAAAGAGCAGCUCUUGCAGCUUCAGAUCCUUAUCGCUACGUAGAGAAACGAAAACCGAUUCCUGAUCCCCAGGAGAAUGGAUUGAUAUACGGCAACAAGAAGAAAAAUGAUAGUAAAACAGAGGAAUAAUGAUUCUAUUACCAUUCUACAAUCUCCAGAGUAUACAUUUAUGGGGCGAAAAGUGAGGGAUCUUAAGUCCAGUUUCGUGCGUGACAAGGCUGAAGAAAGCUGCAAUUUCUCGCUGAGAAUCAUCGACUGAUCCAAUUCUCCCGAACCUAGGGUAAGGACCGAGAGCUUGAUAUUGAAUAAAAAUUCUUCCCUUCACAACCGGCUUCUGCAACAUCCAUAAUCGUUUUAAAGAAUUGUGGCGUAACAAUAUCAGCCACCGAUACAUUGUUCAAAGUCGGCGGUGGAUUACAAGGACCCUGCUGGAAUCCUGUGCUGCGGUAAUCAUUGCCGGCUCUGCAAAACUCCCACCAGCUAUUCGCAACAGCAGUUUUGAGCGCCCUCUGCUGUUGCUCCGGCGGCAAUAAUUGCUGCCAGAAGAAUGGUUGGUAAAUGUUUCCUCAUAUUGGAGAAAAGAAUAUUGAGAUUCUUUUUCUUUUUGGAACUGAACAAUGUGUUUGAUGUAGAAGAAUG
Hibiscus syriacus is the source of this 891-nucleotide messenger RNA. RefSeq lists its product as uncharacterized. Bases 85 to 381 code for a protein of 98 amino acids. The transcript has 4 exons. NCBI's taxonomy places the organism in Eukaryota, Viridiplantae, Streptophyta, Magnoliopsida, Malvales, Malvaceae. The record is from RefSeq and is a predicted model, not a curated record.